AUGGUCCAGUCUAUCAUGUUGGUGAAUCUGGGUAUAUCAGAUGGCAUCAUGGGUAUUUACCUUAUCAUUAUUGGUAUAAAAGACCUCCAAUGGUCAGGGGAAUACUACAUGCACGACUAUAAGUGGCGCACCGGUUGGUUUUGCCAUUUCAAUGGCGCCAUGUCUGUCCUUUCAAGUGAGGUGUCAGUUAUGAUGAUCUCUCUGAUUGCAUGGGACAGGCUCAAGAACAUUGUGUUUCCUUACACGUUUGCAAAAAUUACACCGAGGCAGACUCGUAUAAUGUGCGCAGUGAUCUGGCUGGUGGGAGGCAUUAUGGCAUUCCUUCCCUUGUCUGGAAUGCACUACUUUGGUGACUGGUAUUAUGGCAAGAACGUUGUGUGCCUGCCCCUGCAACUUUCCCCGCAAUUACAAGAAGGCUGGGAAUACUCCACUUCUAUCUUUAUCGUGCUAAAUUUUUCUCUUUUCAUCUUCAUUAUGGUGGCUUAUGUUGCCAUCUUGUUGAAAUCGUGGUCUUCAAGCAGACGGCUCGGUGCGCAUGGAACUGCUCGUGAAAUACGAACAAGAGUAAAAAGUGCACAGGCCAAAAGAGAAAGGGCACUUGCUAAGAGAGUCUUCUUUAUUAUUCUGACCGAUUUCCUGUGUUGGAUACCAAUAAUUGCCAUUGGCGUCAAGUCGCACGUCGAGAAAACGUUUGAUCCACCUGGUGAUCUGGCGGUGUGGAUUGCAGUGUUCGCCCUGCCGAUCAAUUCAGCUAUAAACCCACUGCUGUAUACCCUUUCUACUCCACAGGUGCAAGCCGUGUUGAAAGUAAAACUGAGGAAGCUGUGGGCCAAUGUUCUUUCUAUUUUCAGCAAGGGACAAAAUCAAGAAGGUUCAGUUUGA
Molecule: messenger RNA, 882 nt
Organism: Stylophora pistillata
Lineage: Eukaryota; Metazoa; Cnidaria; Anthozoa; Scleractinia; Pocilloporidae
Biological process (GO): hormone-mediated signaling pathway; activation of adenylate cyclase activity; adenylate cyclase-activating G protein-coupled receptor signaling pathway
Cellular component (GO): plasma membrane
Molecular function (GO): G protein-coupled peptide receptor activity
Source: RefSeq, a predicted model, not a curated record